GCCAAAAAAAAAACUCUUCCCCUCCCUUUUCUUCGUUCCCUCAGCUACUCCGACAUUUAAAAAAAAAAAAUUCUUUUAUAGUUUUUUCGAUCUCUCAUUCUCUUUCUUUUUUUAACAGCAAAAAUUAGGGUUUUUUUUCUUAUAUAUUUUCUCGCGCUAUUUUUCCUCCUCUUUGGACAACUCCUAGAUUCACUGGUAAAAAUUUAAGGUUUACAGAUCUAUUUCUCUGCUUAAUCUCUUCACCAUGUUUUGGAAGCUAACAUCUUUAUCUGCCUCUUCUCCGGUGGAGUCAAUAUUAGACAAGGAAAACUUUACUUUGGAAGAGCUUCUGGAUGAGGAAGAAAUAAUCCAAGAGUGUAAAGCUUUAAACAGUCGGCUCAUCAACUUUCUGCGAGAUAGAGCUCAAGUUGAGCAGUUAUUGCGAUAUGUUGUUGAAGAACCUCCAGAGGAUGCUGACAGCAAACGGGUCUUCAAGUUCCCAUUCAUAGCCUGUGAGAUAUUUACAUGUGAGAUAGAUGUUAUUCUGAAGACUUUAGUGGAGGAGGAAGAGUUGAUGAACUUACUCUUCUCCUUCUUGGAACCAAACCGUCCUCAUAGUGCCUUGCUAGCCGGUUAUUUCAGUAAGGUUGUUGUCUGCCUUAUGCUACGGAAGACUGUUCCAAUUAUGAACUAUGUUCAAGUACAUCAAGAUGUGUUUCGCCAACUGGUUGAUUUGAUAGGAAUCACAUCCAUCAUGGAGGUUUUGGUUCGGUUAGUAGGAGGUGAUGAUCAUGUAUAUCCCAAUUUUUUGGAUGUAAUGCAAUGGUUAGCUGAUAGCAAUUUGCUGGAAAUGAUUGUGGAUAAAUUGAGUCCAUCAUGUCCUCCUGAAGUUCAUGCUAAUGCAGCAGAAACAUUAUGUACAAUAACACGGAAUUCCCCAUCAGCUUUAGCCACUAAACUCUCUAGUCCAAGCUUUGUUGUAAGGAUAUUUGGUCAUGCAUUGGAAGAUUCACAUUCAAAAUCUGGCCUUAUACACUCACUCUCAGUUUGCAUCUCGUUGUUGGAUCCCAAAAGAUCAGCAAUUGUUUCUCCCUUGAUGCAUUCUUUCCGACAUCAACAUAUGUAUGAGCCUUCAAUUCCUGUGAAUUCGGAGACUAUCAAUGCUAUGCUGCCUAAGCUUGGUGACUUACUCAUGCUUUUGAAUGUGUCCUCUGAUGAGAAAAUUUUGCCUACCACAUAUGGAGAAUUGAGGCCGCCUCUUGGGAAGCAUCGUCUAAAGAUUGUGGAGUUUAUUGCUGUACUGUUGAGAAUUGGAAAUGAAGCUGCAGAGAAGGAAUUGGUCAACACAGGAACCAUUCAACGAGUUAUUGAUCUUUUCUUCGAGUACCCAUACAACAAUGCAUUACAUCAUCAUGUGGGGAGUAUAAUAUUAUCGUGUCUUGAAAGCAAGAAUGAUGCAAUAGUUGAUAAUCUUCUUCAAGAAUGUGAUUUGAUUGGGAAAUUUCUUCAAACUGACAAAAAUCCAGUUCUUUCUGGUGACAGUAAUCAGCCUACUUUACCUGCUGCCGGAAAAUGUGCACAUCGGGUAGGAAACAUUGGACAUAUUACACGCAUUUCAAAUAAAAUUUUACAGUUGGGAAGCAGCAACAGCCGCAUUCAGGCAUGUAUACAGGAAAAUAGCGAAUGGAACGAGUGGCAAACUAAUGUUUUGCAAGAACGUAAUGCAGUCGAAAAUGUUUAUCGAUGGGCUUGUGGCCGCCCAACAGCAUUCCAAGAUAGAACAAGGGAUAGCGACGAGGAUGAUCUUCAUGAUAGAGAUUAUGAUGUUGCAGCUUUAGCAAAUAACCUAAGUCAGGCUUUCAGUUACAAAAUAUAUGGGAAUGAUGAUAAUGAAGAAGACCAUGGUGGUCUUGGUCGAGAUGACAAGGAUGUAUACUUUGAUGAUGAAUCUGCUGAGGUUGUCAUAUCAUCCUUGAGGCUCAGUGAUGACCAAGGGAGCAGUCUGUUUACAAAUUCCAAUUGGUUUGCAUUCCAAGAUGAUAAAAUCGGUAAUGAACCUAUGGCCACAUCACCCACAGAGGUAUUUGAUGAUGUUAACUUGAAUGGAACUGCAAAUGGUGGUAACAGCAGUAGUGACGAUGAGGUGAUAGUUGGAGAGGAGGAUGAGUUAAAUGAAAGCAAACAGUCAAUGAAUGGCACAUCUACUUCUGAUGCGAUGAAUGGAUUUAAAAAUUCGAUGAACGGUGGAGACUUGGAUCCCCAAGGGGAGAAAGCAAAUGCUUCUAAUGAUAUGGGAUUCUUCAGGUUUGAUACAACUGAAAACAAGGACUUGCUUGGAGAUAGGCCUUUACCUGAAUGGGUGGGGUGGGGAGAAUCAUCGGAUUUCCAAGUGGGUGGUUCAAGCAAGAAUCCGUUUCUUGAUGAUGACAGCUCAGAUGUCAACCUAGCCAGAACUACAGAGACAGUGAUGACUGAUGUUGGACAGCCCUCGAAUGGGGAAUCCAUACUUGCAAAUGGUUCCUCAGACUCCGUGGAUAUGAGUGACGGAUCAGUGAGCAGCAAUUCAAGUAAAAAAUCUCCACCAUCUGUGCGCUCUUUGUUUGAAGAGGAUGUUGAAUUUGUAGGCGUGGAAUUAGAAGGUACGGAGAAGGCAAUGGAACAAGCCUUGAAAGAAGGGAUAGUUGGGGAAGCAGGACCAUUGAAAAGGAAUAUCAUUCCUAAUGUACCCGAAAAGGAGAACUCCGACGAAGUUGGUGCUGGGAUAAAGGAGUUCAACGAUGCAAACUAUUGGAGGGUUGACAAAGAGGUCACUGUUUCGGAGUAAUGCCUGCCAAACAUAUUUGUGGCAAAACAUGGAAUUAGAAAGUACGACGAUGUGUACUUAUGGGAAGGGCUGAAGUAGCAAAAUUGGUAUGUAUAUAAUUUUGUUUCCUGAUGGUGUUGAAACGGUAGGCUGUGCUAUUUUGGUUAAUUACAUGUUCAUUAGUUAUUUACUAUUCAAGAUUUUGUUUUGGCUUUUUUUUCCCUGUGACUGAUUAACGCUCAUAUGGAAUCAAUAUUUUAAUGGCUCUGGUGUUUCUCUCUUCA
Messenger RNA from Gossypium raimondii (Peruvian cotton), 3066 nucleotides. RefSeq lists its product as uncharacterized. Gene Ontology annotation, molecular function: protein phosphatase binding; protein phosphatase regulator activity. The coding region runs from base 245 to 2803 and encodes 852 amino acids. Lineage: Eukaryota; Viridiplantae; Streptophyta; Magnoliopsida; Malvales; Malvaceae. The record is from RefSeq and is a predicted model, not a curated record. The transcript has 19 exons.